Molecule: messenger RNA, 3255 nt
Organism: Drosophila subpulchrella
Lineage: Eukaryota; Metazoa; Arthropoda; Insecta; Diptera; Drosophilidae
Product: DDB1- and CUL4-associated factor 5
Exons: 7
Coding region: 480-2696 (738 amino acids)
Biological process (GO): negative regulation of fatty acid biosynthetic process
Cellular component (GO): Cul4-RING E3 ubiquitin ligase complex; cytoplasm
Molecular function (GO): protein binding
Source: RefSeq, a predicted model, not a curated record
AAGCCCCGGUUAAUCUACAAUUUUCAAACACCUUGGUACCACUGUAACUGGCUGGGCAAACAGCUGUUCGGUGGUUUCUCGGUUUGUAUACUUUCUGUUUUAGUUUUGAUUAGGGCGAUGCGAUGUGAUGAUAAAACCGUCGAAACGAGUCGUCGCAGUUCUCUGAAAAAUACUCUGAUGUGUUCGCUUUUCUGGCUGUAAUUUUACCAACUGCAAAUAUAUUUUUAAUGUGCUUUUCUGGCCUUUAAAAGUGCGAAAUUGAGUGUUAAGUUCCGAUGUGAAAAAGUGUACUGCGGUUCCACUCCGAAGCCACAAUUUUCUCGACUAAAAAAAGAACAGCACCACCGGAGUGUGAGAGCGAUAUGCUUGGACCGCUGCCCCACUGGAGACCACAACAGAACCUUAUUCCGGAGCCCACCCUGUGUAGCCGUAGCCUCUCGACUGUCGUGUGAAGAACACCAUUUGACCGAACCGGUAAGAUGACCCUCUGGCGGAACCUGCGCUCCCUGGAGACCCGUAACCUGGACCUGGCCCUCAGCCAGCGGGAGAACCAGUUGGUGGCUGGCCACCUUCCCUCGGCCAUUUUCCGCGAGCGACUGAGUGCGGCGGAGAAUCUCUAUCAGCGUAACCUGACCGGUCACUAUGGUUGUGUAAAUGCCCUGGAGUUCAGCCCGUGUGGUCAAUUCCUGGCCUCAGGAGGCGACGACAAGAGGGUUCUGCUGUGGAACGUCGACCGCGAGGUGGUGUCCAAAUUGGGAAAGCCCCGAUCCAUGAACGAGAAGCAUGCCAGCAACAUCUUCUGUCUGGGAUUCGACACCCAAAACACCUACAUCUUCUCCGGUGGAAACGAUGAUUUGGUCAUCCAACAUGACCUGGAAACAGGAAAAAUCCUCAACCACUUCUCGCACGAUGGACCCGUCUACGGCUUGAGUGUGGACAGGACCAGUGGGCAUCUAUUGAGCGUGGCCACGGAGCAUGGCGAGAUCCUAGUCUAUGACCUGAGGGUGGGGAAGUCGGAACCGCUGGCCCUGGCCAAAUUCAAGACGCCCUUCAAUGCUGUCGAGUUUCAUCCACUGAACGGAAACUUCCUGGCCACAGCCAAUGCCAAAAGGGGAGCCAUGCUCUGGGAUCUGAGGCACCACCAGCAGGCCCUUUGCCAGUACAACUACAUCCCAGAGUCCCCGAGCUGCAUGAGCGUGCGCUUCAACUGCAAUGGCGCCCUGCUGCUCACCCUGCACCGCCGGCUACCACCGAUCCUCUACAGCCCCGGGGCGCCGGAGCCGGUGGCCACCUUCUACCACGACGAGUACUUCAACUCCUGCACUAUGAAGAGCUGCACGUUUGCGGGGCCGCAGGACGAACUGGUGGUCUCAGGGUCGGACAACUUCAACAUGUUCAUCUGGCGGCUGGACGGAGUGGACUUGGAGGAGAAGAACCAGUGGAUGGAGACCCAGCCCGUAAUCCUCACCGGCCACCGUUCCAUAGUCAACCAGGUGCGCUACAACCGCCAGCGCUGUUUGCUCGCCUCCUCCGGCGUCGAAAAGAUCAUUAAACUGUGGAGCCCCUUUGCCCAGCAGGGUUGGGAGGGAGCCCUAACACAAGCCGAAACCAUGCCGUACUGUAGCCGUGCCCUGCACCGCGAGUCCUCGGAUCACGUGUCCCAGGACUUCAGUGCCCGCAACACGGACGAGGACCAGGUGAUGCUGGCUUUCUUCGACACGCUGGUUCAGCGCGAGCUCGAGUCCUGGAGUACCGUGGACAACCAGAGCAGCUCCAGCAGUAGCUCGGACACGUCCACGGAGCGGAGCGAGGUCACAUCCGCCACAGAGGAGCCCAGCGACGAGGAGCGCGAACCCGAUCAGGACCCUCAGCCGGAUCAGGACCAAGAUGAGGACAACGAGCAGGACGUCGACACGCCCAAUGUCAGCGAACUGAGCUGGCAGACUCAUCCGAAUCGCAUAUUCUACCUAAUCGCCAAGAAGCGGCGAGCUCUGCUCCAGCUGGCGGUGAGGGGCACCACUGGACAGCCGCGCAACGUUGACCAGUUGCUCCAGAGGCUCCUCAGCGAGCAAAAGCAGGUUGCCACGCAGGCGCGGAUCAGCGACUGGUUGGAGGAGACUCAUCGCAUCUUUAGAGACGAUGAGCUGCCCACCACGUCGGCGGAGGCAGCGGCUCGGGAGCAGCGACGUCGAACCUGCGAUCAGCUCAGCCGGAGUCCUCGGCGAGCUCCGGAACUAAAAGCGGUUGACACGCUGCAAUCCAGAAUCGGGCAAAGGGAACGCAAACGAAAAUUGAAGAGCCAGCGUUUAUCGACCACCAAGCACAGGAGAACGACUCUUCGACUGCGUCCCACCGAGAUGGACGAUAGUGGUGCCUCUAAUGACACCGAAUAUCUGGAAAGGAACAACGACUCGGACGAAGAGGAGCCGUCAUCAGGGGACAAUCACAACAAUAGUACUAAUGAAAGCGUCCACACCGAAGAGGAAGGGGAGAGUUCCUCCACAACUUCGAUGACCUCUAUGGAGGCGCAGUUGUCCCAGGCACCCAGCACCUCCAGUUCGUUUCCUUUUCUGCCGGAACUGGAGGCCAACAACAACAGCCAGCUUACGUCCAACCACAAUCACAAGAUAUUCAUUGGUCUGACUCCGGAUAUUUGUAAUACAGAGUCAACAGCAUCCUCAUCUUCAUCCAUGUAGGUUGGACCAAUACUGGAGCUAAGAUUCCCAGCUAUUUAAAUUUAAAUAGCGUUCUAGGCUUAAAUAUGGUUUUGUAAGACCCAUCCACCUUUAGUUUGGAACUCAGCUGAAACACACGUAUUUGUUUAUAGCUUUCAUAGAAAGUAUUAUUCACCACAAUGCGCCCGUCACUUUGUAAUUCGUUAAAAUGGAAACGAAAAAAAGUGAGGUUUUAAUAAUCGAAACGUUUUUUUUUUACACACAACUCAUGUGAUUUAAAAACUAGCACCUUAAAACCAAUCGAAAUAUCAAUUUCUCAAUGUUCAGAUCGAACAAGCAAUUUAAAACAAACCCUGCGGUUUCUUAGAUCGAAUCGCAGAUAUUAUUUUUUAGGGAAGUUGCCCAGAACUAUGGUAAUACUAAUUUCUGUCUACAGUUUUUCUUACUUUCUAGAAUAUUUCAAUCCCUACUGAAUCUAGGCAUGUGAAUAUGUUAAGCGUUUCCAGAUUAACUUCAAAGACCACUUUAAAGAUUCAUCUGAAACUAUCUAACACAAAAUAAAAUUUCCGUUUCUAAUUUA